Messenger RNA from Cyclopterus lumpus (lumpfish), 2547 nucleotides. It is a transcript of the gene map6b, whose product is annotated as microtubule-associated protein 6b. Bases 1 to 1155 code for a protein of 384 amino acids. Gene Ontology annotation, biological process: microtubule cytoskeleton organization; cytoskeleton-dependent intracellular transport; regulation of microtubule cytoskeleton organization. The transcript is spliced from 3 exons. Gene Ontology annotation, molecular function: calmodulin binding; microtubule binding. Gene Ontology annotation, cellular component: Golgi-associated vesicle; cis-Golgi network; microtubule. The record is from RefSeq and is a predicted model, not a curated record. Lineage: Eukaryota; Metazoa; Chordata; Actinopteri; Perciformes; Cyclopteridae.
AUGGCAUGGCCGUGCAUCACGCGUGCUUGCUGCGUCAACCGCUUUUGGAGCGAGCUGGACAAAGCGGACGCCACGGUGCCUUUGGUUUUCACCAAAUAUUCGGAUGUGGCCGACCUACAGCGUCAUCUUCCCCGUCACCCGCAGAAGAGGGCCGGAGCCAUAGAAACCCAGCCACAUCCCGGCGACCAUGAGACCGGAAAAGCACCGCCCGCGACGGGUGCUGCACCGGGCAAAGAUGGCUCUGCGGCGUCCGUCAUGCGCCAAGACUUCAAGGCGUGGAGAGUGCUCCCCGAGCCGAGCUGCAAGCCCAGAAACGAGUACCAACGCUCGGCGGCCCCGUUCAAUACCGAAACUCAGUAUCAGAAGGAUUACAAGCAGUGGCCUAUCCCGAAGAAGCACGACCACCCUUGGAUACCCAAACCCAGCCCCACCGGCACGAGCUCCGGCGGGCCGGAGCGGAGCGCGUGGAGCGGUAAACCGGAGCAUGCGGAGGCCGAGAGCGGCGUGGAGAAGAGCGAGAUCGAGGAGAAAACACAGGAGAAAGAAUUCAAAGAGCCGGCGAAGAGAAGCGUGAAGAGGGAAACGUCAGCAGAGAGGCACGCGGGGGAGAAGACGGAAGCUCAGGUGGCUGCAGGUGUGAGCGCCGAGCAAAGGAAAGGCAGAGCGGCCGCAGACGCGCUCAACACACAGAUCAAGCAGGUCAUGUCGACCACGAGCAGCUAUCGGACUGAGUUCAAGGCAUAUAAGGAUGUGAAACCAGUGAAGGCCAUUAAAGCUCCAUCUCAAUAUAAACCCCCAGUGGAGGAGAGCAGUCUGGAGACCAGCUACAGCGCCACAUACAAGGGGGAGCAGGUGAAGGCUCACCCCACUGACAACAAGCUGAUGGAGCGCAGGAGGAUACGCAGCCUGUACAAUGAGCCUGGCAAGGAGCCUGCCAAGGUGGAUAAACCAGUGUCCCGCACCAAACCAAAAAAGACACCACCACCAACAACAACAACAGGGAAAAUGGUGAAAAAAUCAAAAGAUAAGCAGAUUGCUAGUUCUCAGUCAGCCAAGAAGAAACCGUCUUUGGACGCACCAGAGCCCAAACCAGAUGGAGCGGUCACAAAGAAGAGCAAAGAGAUCAGCAAUAGACUGGCUGAAGCGAAGCAGUGAAAGUAGUUCAUCUCUACACUUUUAUCUGCGUGAUCAAAGGCGACUUGACACAUUAGGCAAAUUUCUUCCAUUUGGUUUAUUUCCCCACCAGCUCUGUUUUUGCUGUCCUGACAUAUGUUGUUCACCUUCGAAUAGGCACCAGUGUUAAGCUUUUAGAAUAAUGCAAAUAAUUUCACUUUAAAAUGUGUAUGAAAGUGUGUGUGUGUGAGAAAGUGUGUGAUUCCUUGUUUGUGGGUGCACAGAAUCGCUUAAUAUUGUUGAGCACAUUAUUUGCACAUUAUUUAUAUGAGUUCUGUUUGACAUUGAACUAUAAAAAAGAGCCAUCAAUACACAUGCACAUGUGUAUGAAUGGGCAUUUUUACCUUUCUCUGAAUGACAAUUGAGAUAAAUAUAAUGAUUGUAUAAAAUGUCAAAGGGAUGCUUUUUCUCUGAGACUGUAUCACAUAAGAGGUUUUGUGAAAGUACAAAAUCUGUUUUAUAGUUGCGUUUCCUAGUUACAGUGCCUCCGCUGUAUGGUCCUGGUUUUCAUUUCGUUGUUCUGGAUGAUAUCUGGUUUUAUCAGUUUGGUUGCCAAGAAACCAAAUGAACUGUAAUAUAAUUGCUACAGCUUGCAUGCAGGACCCCAUUUUUGGUUGUGUAGCAACAUUUUAGCAGACUUUAUGUCACAGUCACAUUUUAGCUUGUAAAUUUAGCCUUUAACGAUAAAUAUAUAGGAGCAAGACCUUUUUAAAUAUAAUGCAUGUGUAGUAAUAGAUUCUGGCCACCAUAGAAACAAAAGUACGAAGUAAAAUCAUAGUCUAGUGGCUGUUUAAAGCUAUAAACUAAACACACCAGCAAUAUGGAUUCACCCACAAGCAUAUGUCUUGCAAUCUAAAUGAAGAUCUACUCCUUCAAUUUGAUGGGGAUACUGCAGUUUUUAUGAUGACUCAGUAUUUUUUGACAUUGUACUCCAUCCUCUCUGAGAUGUGACGCUUUAAUUGUGCUAAAUAAGAAAAAAAUAUAUGCAUUUAGGUCUGAAAAGGGAGAACCUAUUGUAGUUACUCAAUACAUGUCCUUCUGAAUAGGCUGAUCUCUCCAGGUGUUGAAGGACAAGGAAUGGGCCAGGACUUGAAGUUCAGCUCUUUGAAAUGCUGCUGUGUGAAAAUGUGCAAACAAAACAUCUGUUCAUUUUAGACAUGACAUGAAGUAUUUGUACUUAAACCCUUUGCGGCCAACUUGGUCGCAGUGUGUGAGAGCCCAUUCGAGCACUACCACGUGAGUCUGCUUCCAGUUCUGGCUUCCGUGUGUGUGUGUGCGUGUGUUUGUGUGAGCGAGCACGAGCAAGUGAGAGAUUUGUCUGUGUAUGAUCUCUGCUGCCUGCUAGCAUCAUGUCUGAUCCAACCACUAGGCGUG